GCGCGCUUGAGCCUUGCUGGAACUCAGGAGGACUCGUUCCCGUUCUCGUUUACAACCCCCCCCCCCCCGCGCGGGACAAAAAAGGGGGUUGUAAUUUGGGUCUUCUUUUCGUGGCCGGCUCCUUUUACCUCUUUAUUGCAUCUCAUUUUCUUAUUUCCCAAAUUUUGCGUCUGUGUCGCACUACGAACAUCAUUUUCUCCUUGUCCAUUUACCCUUUAUCCGUUUUCUGCCUUCGCAGAUGUUUUCUGGGGUACAUCAUUUAUUUUGCUAUGAGCCAGCCCUAUUAUUUUUCAAAAAUUAUUCCCCUCAAAAAUUAUCCCCCCUUUACACGCAACAUCAUUUUUGUAGCCUUCAUUUCAAGCGCGUCGAUAUAUUUUUUUCGUGGGAUAUUUUUCCUUCUUUUUCUUAUUCGUCGAUGACCUCUUCCCCCGCUCCUCUCCGCCCCCCAAAUGAAAGAAGAAAAAGAAAAAAACACCUCGAGAGAUUUGCCCAUUUCACAAAGCGGCCAUGUUAAGGCGUACAUAUUAAACGAUUGUGUUUUACUUGUCUGUUUCUUGGCGUGGGAAAAAUGGGCCUCUGCAGGAUACGUAUACGAGAAGGAUGAUCAGGAAUCUUCUCGUGCUGGAUUCAUGGAUAUUUUCUUGUUUUUUCGUGCGCCUUUUAUUAUUUUCUGCUGCAAGGUUCGGUGUUUUUUUUUUUAUUUCACUUGUUUUGCUUGCUAAUUUUGUGGCCAUAUCUGUCUCUAUCUCUCCAGUUGUAUUCCCCUCCAGCAUUUGCGUUCUUACUACUCAUGUCUCCCCUGCUGGUUGGCAUCCUAUUUAUUUAUCAUUGCCUCAUUCAUCUUGUCCAGCUUCUUUUAUUACAUCUUUAAAAAAUCAUUAUUUAUACAAUGCGCUACACAAACUUUUGUUCCACACCCUUUGAACCUUUCUAUACCAUACCUGCACACGCGGCGCCCCUUUCAUUUUCAAUUUCUAAAAAAUUUCCUCUUCCCCUGCCCUUCUAUUUAUGGAGUCAAAUUCUCACCAAUGGCAUGAUUAUCAUAUCAUCUCCCAUCAGCAAGUGAUUACUCUUCCAAAUGAAACAGAGAGAUAUGGAUACUUGUUGGAUUGUUCCUUUUUUUCUGACUGAUUUCACUUUAUUCACAAUAACUUAUUUUCCCCUUCAGCAUAGCUAGGCUUAUAGUCAAAGAUCUACACAGAGACGCGGGUCGCUGAAACAUUUUACGUUUGCUUUAUUGCCAUUGGUCUUCUUCUUUUCAGCUUCACUUUCAUCAUCCUCCGUAUCGAUUUUUGGCUCCCUUAUAAUGAAUUUCGAGAUCCAUAUCCAUCGGUGUACACUUUGGUGCGACCUCGCCGCUAAUGAAAAUUGCGCUAGUCCUCUUUCGAACUGCUUCCACGUGAUCACCUCAACUGGAGAAAAAAAAUUGCUUCAAACAAUUUCCACCAGUCCACUACAUCUCCAAUCUCCAAUUCUACCCUCAACCAACUUGUUCAGGCAGCCAUUGAACCUCCCAAUCAUUCAUUUUACAUAUCCUCAAUUGGCUGCCUUAACCCCUCUCUACCCAUUUUUCCCGCCCAGUUUUCACCCCUUUUGUUGUAGAACGCUCCAUCCAACCUCUUCUUACACUCACUCACAUACACACAUCAACACACAAGAUGCCUCCUCGGCUAGGAGGCCUGCGACGGCUGUCUUGCAGUCUUACAUCCAAUCCCUCACCUUCUCAAUCAUCAGCCCCCUUGUGCCUCUCCUUCACCCUCCUCCUAUCCUCAUCAUCCACCACCGCCCCUUCCCAACGCCGACUACAACAUGACGCCGCCGCUGCUCCAACGCCCGCUGAGCCCCAGAACGACAAAGAUGAAGAAAAGCGGCGAAAAGUGCAUAUGUGGCUAAAGGGCCCGGGUGCGGUGUUUAAGAACCCAAAACCGGGCAGCACAAACUAUAUCAGCGCCUAUAACAACAAUGGCAUGUUGAUCCGCUCCAAGGAGGGCGGCAAAGACACAGAUGCGGAAACGCUGGAAGACCUUAGACCAUUCCCGCUUAAUCCGACGUUUGUGAGCGAGUCAGUUCUCAGUGAGGAUUUAAGGAAUGAGAUUCAUAGACAGGUUGUCGAAUAUGGGAAGUCGCCUAGAGAAGUUAGUGUUAUGCAUGGGGUGGAUUUGAAAAGAGUUGCAGCUGUGGUUAGGUUGGUGGAGCUGGAGAAGAAAUGGGUUGCAGAGAACAAACCUCGCGCAAUCCCGUACGCUCGGGCUGUACAUCAGAUGAUCCCUACGACACCCUUAAAAAAAUACCCUGAGCGGCCUGUUCCCCACGAAUCCAUAAACGAUCUCCCUGUCCACCGUCUCACAGAAGCUCAAAUUUUCCACCCAGUCUCAGAAUCCCGACAAUUCACCCGCGUCGACGCAGGGCGCGUCUUCUCCGCCGCACCCGCCCUCCCCCACGCCUCCGCCAACACCCCACAUAAUACCCCAGAAGCCAUCGAAAAAGUAACUCACAACCCCCACAUGAUCGAAAAACUUGGCAAACCCAACAACGAAGAAGAAGUCCUCCAACCCGCAGACUACCGAAUCCCACACCCUCACCUUGUCGCCUUCGCGCACGACAGGUUCCAGAGACCCGGCGAGUACCGGGAGCACAAGAAGCGGUUUGCGGAGCGGAUUGAGAGGGAAGCGGCUGCCAUGCGGAAGCGGCAGGAAGUUGCAAAGGCGAAGGAAGAGGCAAAGAUGACCCGAAUCCAGCCGGAGGGUAGCCGCUUUGAGUUCCGGUUCAGAGACGUGGUGGUAUCUCGCGAGACGACUGGGAUGGAUGGUCGUGGAACGAGCGCGCCUGGUCGUCGGUAUGGUGUGCCUAGUUAUGAGAGGAAGAGGGGGGCUAUAAAGAUACCCACCAAAGUGGAGGUUUAAAUGCCGGGGAAUUUCGAUCCAGGCCUCUCUUUUUUUUUUUUUUUUUUUUUUUUUUUUUUUUUUUUUUCAUUGUAUAACUCAUUUUAUGUAUUAUGCAAUUGUGUGUGCGCAGCUGCGCUGUACUGUGUACAAUAAAUACCUCUAUUCCCCCUUCUUGUUUUCAUUGGGCAACACACAGGAUUGGACUGGCUGGGAGGUGAUUAGGAUAUCAUUUUAUUAUUAUUAUUAUCAUCAUAGUUUCUACAUCUGUCAUGAGCCAUAGAGUUCAAGAAGAUGAUCAAAGCCCCGCUAACCCUCCUCCUCACUUGCAUGUAUGUACGAUGAUCCUGCUCGAUUCGACUUUUGCUUCAAGUCGAAUUGCUUUGCUGCUUGAAGGGUAGUAGUAGGUAGAAAGAUGAGCAUGGCAGGCAUAUAGAAGGGAAUAAUCAGGAACCAAAUGGAAAGGGGAAAAAAAAGUGCGCAGCAAAUCUAUCUACACUUCUUGUUGUUUGAGUGAUUGCCAGAGAAGGAAUCGGAAAGAAAAGAGAGAAGAAGAAAAGAGAGAGCAAGAGAAACUUGAAAGAGUUGUUGUAUAUGGUUCUUUUAGGCAAACGCAAAGCAGAACAGACAAGAGAAAAAAGAAAGAGAAAGAGAAAAGAGAAUAUAAACAACUAACAAUAAGAAACUCCUACCAACAAUAGUAAUAUAUAACGAUCAAAUAUUCCCAAGCCAUAUGUAUAUAAAAGAAAAAGAAAAGAAAAAGAAAACAGAA
Blastomyces dermatitidis ER-3 is the source of this 3654-nucleotide messenger RNA. RefSeq lists its product as uncharacterized. Gene Ontology annotation, biological process: mitochondrial translation. The record is from RefSeq and is a predicted model, not a curated record. Gene Ontology annotation, molecular function: structural constituent of ribosome. The coding region runs from base 1659 to 2903 and encodes 414 amino acids. The transcript has 2 exons. Gene Ontology annotation, cellular component: mitochondrial small ribosomal subunit. Lineage: Eukaryota; Fungi; Ascomycota; Eurotiomycetes; Onygenales; Ajellomycetaceae.